GAUAGGUAGGUACCUAGGUAGGUAUAGUUGUAUUACAUCAUAAUGCAGCUUACCCAAUCAUUCCAUUUAACUGUUGUCAGACGACUGUUAGGUAGUGAUGUUGGUACCUAAAUAGUGCCCUCAUAUUCAUCAGUGAAGUGGAUAUUGAAGAGCACAAUGGUGCUCCUACUUGUAUGGGAUAGGUGGCAUUGAGGAACUUUCCCCUUACACUAUUCAACUAUAAAUCAAAGGACAUCCUCGAACUGGAAACACCCGAAAAGAUAUAUUGUCGUGGUUAUAAAUUACUAUUUCUCUUCAAAGGUGGUUACUGAACGUGUUUCCAUCCGGGUUAGCUACCUACCUACCUGUAUUUAAUUACUAUCUACCUUAUGACAUUUCAACGACAAACAUGGCUUCUCCUCCCUCCAGCCCCCCACUUUCGCCCAAGCCACCAUCACACUCUGAUGAUGACAAUGCGUCUCCUGCCGGUGCGCAGCCUCGUCCUCGAAGCGUAGACGGCGAGGGUUUCCGGGAAUCACCACAACAAGAAUCACCACAUCUAGUAGGGCAACGACAUCAUCAUCAUCAUCAUCAUCAUCAUCAUCAUCAUCAUCAUCAUCAUCAUCAUCAUAGCCAUGCAUUGAUUAUGCCGAUGCCUGUACCAGGGCUGUCUUCGUUAGAAAUGGCAAGAUUCGUACAUCCAGUAUUCGGAUCACCGAAAAACUUUGAAAUGUUGCCAAAGGAUAGGGCCCCCGAUUACUCUAGUGGGCUCGACUCGAGUUUGGACUCAAGUGAUGAUGAUUUCAUUCAAGAAGGGCACCCCCUUCAUCGGACCAUCCCAAAAAUAGAGAGAAUUGCGCUCCAUGAAUUUGCUGCGUGGAGAAGUUGCGCAGGAGGAGGCAAAGCCGGUGGAAGACCAUCGGUAGGCUUUACCGGAAUACCGAAUACUUCCAAAUCUAGCAAACGACGCAAGACAGGAGACGAAGAAGGAUCUAGUGAACCGGACGAGGAUCGGGCCCCAUCAGGCAAGGGGAAAGGGGCACUUGACAAAGGCCAAAAUACGGCAACGCGAUUAUCUCUUGCGUGUCCGUAUUAUAAACACGACAGAGUCCGACAUUGCGACUGUCUCCUCAAAGAACUGACGAAAAUUAGUUACGUUAAACAACACCUCCGACGAAAACACAUCCAGCCACUUUACUGCCCCUCAUGCGGUGAAGUGUUUCAAUCUCAGCCGGAUGAGCGAUCCCAUAUACGAGAACGACGGUGCAGCACGCGAGAUUUCCAAGAGCCGGAGGGUUUAUCUCACGAUCAGCUCUCCGAGUUAUCAAACAAAGUGGAUAAGAAACUCAGCGUUGAACAGCAAUGGUACAGUAUGUGGGACAUCGUAUUCCCAGGAGUGGAAGAACGACCAUUAUCUCCCUACGUUCAAGGACCGAUCCACGAGACGCUGGCGAGUCUUCGAGAGUUUCUACACGAGAGGGGGCCUGCUAUUAUACCAGAACAUUUGCAAGCUAAUGGGGAAAUCUCUUAUGAUACCCCACGGGAGGAACGCGACCUAGAUGCGAUGCUUCAGACAAUCGAAUUUAGAUUGUUGAAUCGUUUCAUAAACGAUUUCACGGAGAGCUAUUCCAAUAAAUCGGACACAGGCCAGGGGGAAACAUCCUCAAGUUCCGAAAGAGCAGGCGCAGAGGUAUACCAACUUCCCAGCCAGCAGGUGGUGCCAGCAUCAUCACAACUGGAGCAAACUGGGCUAUCUAGCACAUCGAUAGAACAUGCUACUAUCGAUCCUGCUACUAUCGACCCUGCUACUAUCGAUCCUGCCAUGUUUUCAUCAUUCGUUGGCCCAGGCCAAACAUCGCAGACAGACGUGAAUUGGAAUUUAGCCACGACAUGCGAACUUCCUUGGGAUGAAAACGCCGGCAAUUUUUAAUUUUCUUAUGGAACAUGGGUGGAAAUACAAGUAUAGGACCAGGAGGUCAUUUUUAUAGUUAUAAUACAGUUUUAGGAUCUCAAGAGACCAUUGAGUGAUCGUUCGACGACGACACCGCCAGCACCAGCUGCAGCAAUAGCCCACAGCCACUUGUUGCUCACUUCUGCCAAACCGGGCCAAAAGCUGUUCUUGGAUUGCUUGUACUGCUGGAGUUCUUGGUACUUCAC
Messenger RNA from Annulohypoxylon truncatum, 2136 nucleotides. RefSeq lists its product as uncharacterized. The coding region runs from base 389 to 1909 and encodes 506 amino acids. The transcript has a single exon. The record is from RefSeq and is a predicted model, not a curated record. NCBI's taxonomy places the organism in Eukaryota, Fungi, Ascomycota, Sordariomycetes, Xylariales, Hypoxylaceae.